Cottoperca gobio is the source of this 1479-nucleotide messenger RNA. RefSeq names its product myeloid-associated differentiation marker-like protein 2. Gene Ontology annotation, cellular component: membrane. The coding region runs from base 351 to 1247 and encodes 298 amino acids. The transcript has a single exon. The record is from RefSeq and is a predicted model, not a curated record. NCBI's taxonomy places the organism in Eukaryota, Metazoa, Chordata, Actinopteri, Perciformes, Bovichtidae.
GAUUGUGUCUGGACUUCCUGGGAAAAGUAAGGCGCAUAUUGUAUAUUUAUGUAUUUGUAGAAAGCGAAGGGCACUCGUUUGGUCAGGGAGCCAUAAGAGAUAUGCUUUUGCUGUAACUGCUCCUCCACCUCUUAGGGCACAACCAGGGAUGUCAUUUUGGUUAUUUCAUAUCUUCUGCACACAGUCGGUUUCAUGAACAAUAUGCAAACCAGAAAGGGAGUAAAGGAUUGGAAAGUGGAGCUGGAAGGCAGUAAAGCAACGAAUAACACACCUCAACCAGUUUCCAGCAGCUACCUGUGAGGACACACAUACCAAAGGCAUUUCAACUGCUCUUCUGCUCGUUUAAAGAGAUGGGACUAUGUGAUGGUAUUAAGGACGUAAUGUCUAAGGCGGUGUUUACUUCUUCUACUCUGUUAUCGUGCCGAGGAGGGCUGCACAUGGCCCAGAUCAUUCUCUCUGUGGUCACCUUUCUCCUGGCUGCCUUCAGAGGCGGGGGCAGCCAUUCCUACUGGGUCUACGCUAUGUUCACCUGGUCCUUCUGCCCCAUCAUGACCCUCAUCAUCACCAUCAUUGAGAUGUUCACGCUCAAUAACAUACUCGAUGGACUUUGCAUGGACUGGUUUGACUUCACCACAGGGAUGGCCAUGUCCUCAACGCUCAUGACCGUCUCCGUCGCCAUCACCUAUGCCAACUUCUAUACCUGCAUGAAAUGCUUUUAUGGCUGGAUAGUGAGUAUAUUUGCGUUCUUGUGUGGCUUGGUCUACAUACUUGAAGUGGUGAAGGACAAAAUCCUGGACAGGAAGGGAGGGAGCUACCUGGCUGCUCUGCCUGGAUUCUGGAAGGUUAUGGAGGCCUUUGUGAGCUGCAUGAUUUUUGUAUCACUGACUGGUUACAGAGACAGCCCGCCUCUGAUCUUGUGUGUUUUGGCAUAUGCCAUUCCUUUCCCCAUCCUCCCUCUAAUCAUAGCCAGCAACAUCCUCAAGAAAGUGAGGAAUUGUUUGCCCUUUAACCUAGCAAGAUGCGAGUUUAUAUUUCUGGCGAUCUCUGUUGGGCUUUAUAUAUUUGCUGCUAUUGUGUGGCCCAUCUUUAUGUUCAAAAACAACCCUCGGCCCAGCAACUGCCCUCCCAGCUACUGUAUCUGGGCAAUAGAGUUCAUGGUUGCAUUAUUUACCUAUGUGAAUCUCGUUCUUUUCACACUGGACCUCAUUUUUAGCCUGCUUGGUUUCUGCGGCUUCAAGCGUGCAUAGUGGUGACGCUCCUGUCAUCUUUUUGAAAAACUCCAAACUUUCCGGAAACAUUAAAACAAAAGUGUGUAUGAGUUAAUAUGUCUAGCUAUUAGAUGUUUAGUUUAAAUAAUGCAUUUAAAGUGGAGUCUCAAGUUGGUCCCAUUUCUGCUCUGAAGUCACAUGUAGCAUCUCUAUUAGAGCAGAAACAGCAGACCUAAAAGGUAGUCUACAGUUUUAAAACAUUAUUUUAACA